AGACGUGUCCCGGUACCGGACCCGGCAGAACGCUUCAGACAGGGCCUUCUCCGACAAGGGGGGCCGAGCGGCGGGACCGGGGGCGGCAGGGGGGGCGGCCCCCUCUACUGCGCCGCGACCCGAGUCGGCCAUGUUGCGGCCUGCGACAGCCCGCGUGUCAGCAUCGUGGAAGUGCCGAGUGGAACCUGUCCGGGGGAGGAGCACGUCAGUCGGGGUCCGGUUAGCUUGCUAGCAGCGCCUCGACUCACCUUCGCCGUCUGGUUCUUGUUCUGGCGAGACGAUCGCUCGAUGGGCUGCCCGCAGCGGCGGUUACCAUGGUGACGCUACUCUACUCCAACCCUGCUAACAGCUAAGCUAACUGUCGGAGGAAGCGCUGAUUUAGUUAAAAGUGAGCUAAUCCAGCACAGCUCCCCCUCUUCCAGAAAAAGCAAAGCCACUAGCCGGAUGUGACGCCGAGACCCCGCCUGGCUAGCGUCUAACGCCGUUUAAUCGUCGACGUGAAACGUUAGCAUGUUUGUUCCGUCUGCUUCGACGUUCGGGUAGGAACAAUACAGGACGCCAAGGUUCCUUCUUCCACACCGCAGCUUGUCAAUAAAUUGACUUGUGGACAACUUCCAGCUUUCUCCCCGGACUUCUUUUGUUGCGACACACGCCUUCUUUCACUUCCACUCCUCCAAGACGAGUACAUUAAACCUGUCGCGGCGGCCUGCAGGGGGCGCACGACUACUGCAGCUGCACAGCGGAAGAAGAAGAAGAAGAAGAAGAAGUGACAGCUACCCAAACUAAACUUCGAAUACGACCUCGAUGGCGACCGGUCGUCCGGUGAAGGUUUAUUUGGACCUCCUUUCUCAGCCUUGCCGGGCGGUCCACAUCCUCCUCAACGCCGCCCAAAUCCCCCACCAAGUCCACACCGUGGCGCUCAGGAGAGGAGAACAGCAGAGCGAGGACUUCACCAAGUUGAACCCCAUGCAGAAGGUUCCCGUCUUGGAGGACGACAGCUUCGUGCUCACUGAGAGUGACGCCAUCCUGAAGUACCUGUGCCGGAAGUACGCGGUGGCCGAGCACUGGUAUCCACGGCAACCGGAGAGACGAGCGCGCGUGGACGAGUACGCGGCGUGGCAUCACACCAACACGCGACCCCACGCCGCCAAAGUCUUCUUACUGGAGGUCCUGUUCCCGACCCGGUCUGGCUCGGCCGUGGACGAGGCGGCUUUGGCUCGUGCGCUGUCCCAGCUGGACCGGACGCUGGACAAACUGGAGUCCAUGUUUCUGCGGCGACAGCCUUUCCUGUGCGGCGACGACGUCACGCUGGCCGACCUCCUCGCCGUCUGCGAGCUCAUGCAGCCUCUAGGCGGCGGUAGAGACGUCCUGCUGGGACGUCCCCGGCUGCUGAGCUGGAGGACGCGGGUCCGGUCGGCGCUGGGCGACGCCUUCGAUGACGCCCACGCGGUCCUGUACGCCGUCAGGGACCGCCGCAAGGCCAAGCUGUGACCCCGCCCGCAGAGGAACCGUUGCUAUGACAACGAGAAGAUGGUCAAACCCGGGAAAAAAUAAAAAGUCUUUAUUGGAGAAAA
Doryrhamphus excisus (bluestripe pipefish) is the source of this 1574-nucleotide messenger RNA. It is a transcript of the gene gstt2, whose product is annotated as glutathione S-transferase theta 2. The record is from RefSeq and is a predicted model, not a curated record. Gene Ontology annotation, biological process: glutathione metabolic process. NCBI's taxonomy places the organism in Eukaryota, Metazoa, Chordata, Actinopteri, Syngnathiformes, Syngnathidae. Gene Ontology annotation, cellular component: cytoplasm. Gene Ontology annotation, molecular function: glutathione transferase activity.